This is a messenger RNA of Penicillium malachiteum, 2439 nucleotides long. Its product is annotated as phosphoketolase family protein. Lineage: Eukaryota; Fungi; Ascomycota; Eurotiomycetes; Eurotiales; Aspergillaceae. Gene Ontology annotation, molecular function: aldehyde-lyase activity. Bases 1 to 2439 code for a protein of 812 amino acids. The transcript has a single exon. Gene Ontology annotation, biological process: carbohydrate metabolic process. The record is from RefSeq and is a predicted model, not a curated record.
AUGUCUACCCAAUCAAAACAAGAUCAGAGUCAAAGUAUCUCUGCCUAUGGACAAGCACGCUCAACAGUUUCCGGGAAAUGCCUGGAAUCCGAAGAGGUUCGCAGGAUGAGCGCAUACUUCCACGCUAGCUUGUACCUUUGUCUGGGUAUGCUCUACCUGCGCGAGAAUCCUCUUCUGAAGGAACCACUGAAGAAGGAGCACCUUAAAGCCCGACUCUUGGGCCACUGGGGAUCAGACGCUGGUCAAUCCUUUACUUGGAUCCACAUGAACCGUCUAAUCAAGAAAUACGACCUGGAUGUGCUUUUUGUUUCGGGUCCUGGCCAUGGUGCUCCAGGCAUCAUCUCUCAGUCGUAUCUAGAGGGGGUCUACUCAGAGGUAUACCCUGAUAAGAGUGAAGAUGUGGAAGGAAUGCAGAGGUUCUUCAAACAGUUCUCGUUUCCUGGUGGAAUCGGAAGUCAUGCUACGCCCGAGACUCCCGGCAGCAUCCACGAGGGUGGUGAGCUUGGAUAUUCCAUUUCCCAUGCCUUUGGAACCGUAUUCGAUAACCCAGACCUCAUCACCUUAACAAUGGUUGGUGACGGAGAGUCUGAAACGGGACCGCUGGCAACAAGCUGGCACAGUACCAAGUUUUUGAACCCAAUCACCGAUGGCGCGGUUCUACCUGUCCUCCAUCUGAAUGGAUACAAGAUCAAUAACCCCACGGUACUUGCACGUAUCAGUCACGAGGAGCUGACCGCAUUGAUGGUUGGUUAUGGCUGGAAACCAUAUUUUGUAGAGGGCAGUGAUCUGGACAGUAUGCAUCAGGCUAUGGCGGUUACUCUCGAAAAAUGCGUGACAGAGAUUAGAGAGUACCAGCAGAAAGCUCGGUCAUCAAAUGUGCCAUUCCGUCCUCGUUGGCCAAUGAUCGUUCUUCGUACUCCAAAGGGCUGGACUGCGCCCAGGGAAAUCGAUGGAAAACUACUCGAGGGGUUCUGGCGUGCUCAUCAGAUCCCCAUCACCGAUGUUCUUACCAACCCUGGACAUCUCAAGGUCCUUGAAGAUUGGAUGAAAGGAUACAAGCCAGAGACUCUCUUCGGCGAAGACGGCAAACUUAUUGCGGAACUCAAAGAGCUCGCUCCCAAAGGAAAUUCACGCAUGAGCGCCAACCCCGUCGGUAACGGUGGUCUCUUGCGUAAGCCGCUGCUAAUGAAUGACUUCCGAAACUAUUCAAUCAAAGACAUUGUACCCGGUAAAUCUAUUGCAGGAGGAAUGGCCAACAUGGCCAAGUUCCUGCGUGAUAUCGUCGCUAAGAACAUGUCCACAUUCCGUCUCUUUGGGCCCGACGAGACAGAGUCGAACAAACUAGCUGAAGUCUAUAAGGCGGGCCAGAAAGUAUGGAUGGCAGAAUACUUUGAAGAAGAUAGCAAUGGAGGCAAUCUCUCCCCUUUUGGCCGUGUUAUGGAGAUACUCAGCGAGCAUACUUGCGAGGGCUGGUUAGAGGGGUACAUUCUGUCUGGUCGCCACGGCUUAAUCAACAGCUACGAGCCUUUCGUUCAUGUCAUUGACUCUAUGGUCAAUCAGCACUGCAAGUGGAUUGAGAAGUGUCUUGACGUCGAAUGGCGUGCUAAAGUUGCCUCUCUCAAUAUUCUUAUUACAGCCACUGUUUGGAGACAGGACCACAAUGGCUUUACUCACCAAGAUCCCGGGUUCCUGGAUGUGGUAGCCAACAAAAGCCCCGAGGUGGUCCGUAUCUACCUCCCACCUGAUGGGAAUACUCUGCUCUCUGUCAUGGAUCACUGUUUGCGUAGCGUCAAUUAUGUGAAUGUCAUUGUUGCAGACAAACAGGAUCAUAUCCAAUUCCUGAAUAUGGAUGAAGCUAUCACACACUGCACCAAGGGUCUCGGGAUUUGGGACUGGGCAAGCAAUGAUCAAGGAAGCGAGCCGGAUGUUGUGAUGGCAUCUUGUGGUGAUGUCUCAACUCACGAAGCCUUGGCCGCCACAGCUCUCCUUCGAGAGUACCUACCAGACCUCAAGGUUCGCUUUGUUAAUGUUGUGGACCUUUUCCGACUUAUCUCUGGAAUCCAUCAUCCCCACGGCAUGCCAGAUCGCCAAUGGAAGGCCAUCUUCACGGACAAUAAGCCCAUUGUGUUCAAUUUCCACUCGUACCCGUGGCUCAUCCAUCGACUCACUUACAAGCGACCUGGUCAGCAGAACCUACAUGUGAGAGGGUACCGGGAGAAGGGUAAUAUCGAUACUCCGUUUGAGCUGGCGAUGCGCAACGGAACCGACCGAUACAGUUUGGCCAUUGAUGCAAUUGACUUGAUUCCCACCUUGGGUAGUACUGCGUCAUGCGUUAGGGAGAAGCUGGUCAACGCUCGAAUUUCGGGCAAGAUACAGGCUUUCGAAAAUGGCGUGGAUCCUGAGCACAUUCGGAACUGGACUUGGCCCUUUGCGAAAUAG